UCUCUGCAUCUCUGCUUUUCCUCCACAUCUUCUUCAACCAUCUACAACUCUCCACAAUUGUUGCUUUCAUUCGAAAAUACAAAGGAUGAGGGAGCUAAUUGCAAAUUCCAGGAACUUCAAAAAGUGAGAUGCAGUAGCUACAGUGCUACUGCAUCUUUGGAGUGAUACUGUUCAAAAACGCAAAAAAGGGACGAUUUGAUAUGCGUUUUGGAGUAUGAUUGGAGGUGUUUUUCACUGGAAAUUUGCGUUUUGUCGCAUGGUUGGAGAUGGCCUUAUAUGUGUAGAUCAAUGUACAUGUCUAGACGGUACCCAACUUUUCACUUUAGUUAUAUGCAUUUGAAACACAACUGCAUUGAUUAUCUUUUGUAUAGAUACAUGUGGAAAUAUAAAUGCCUUUGCUUCUACUUCCAAAUCAACUUUUUCUUUGAGAUUGAUUUUCAUGGGCCCGGUAGAAUGAGCCUAAAGGAAAACUGAGCAAAGCAUUGAAAAUGAAAUUUGACAUAAAUAUUUUGGUGACAUAUAUCGUUAACACUAAAUACUAGAGCUAAUUAGAAACUAUAAAAAUUAAUAGGAGUACUCCAUAACUUGAUAGUUGAUAGACAUUUAAUCUAAUUAUUUAACUUACUCUUCGUGUGAGCCACCUACAAAUUAAUAAAAACUAUUUCUAUGAUAAAGAAGUCUAGCUUUAGUGACUAUCUUUCCAUGCUCUAUAUUAAACAUAUUCUUGAUGACUAGUUUUCAACUUGUUGUGCUUAUUAUCCAAUCAAUGUAGGCAAUCUUUUCAUUCUUUUUUAAAUACUAACCUUAUAAAACUAGUUAUUUUGUUGUAUACCAUGCACUUGUAUAUUCCAUGUGCUAAUGAAACCUGGUUAGUUAAUUAACAAAAGGGACAAACAUUCCUAGACUUAUGUCAAGGCUACAGUUAUAUAUGCAACGGGCUAACAACACGUCUGCUUGCGCGUCAUGCAAGCACCAGAGGAAGAGGUGCACAGAGAAGUGCACGUUGGCUCCCUUCUUUCCCGUGGAGAGGACACGGGAGUUCCAGGCCGUGCACAAGGUGUUUGGUGUGAGCAACGUCACAAAGAUCAUCACGAGCCUUAGGGAGGAGGACCGGAAGGUAGCUGUGGACUCGCUCGUGUGGGAAGCCAUAGGGCGGCAGAAGGACCCGGUGCUGGGGCCGUUCGGAGACUACCGGAGGGUUUGUGAGGAGCUGAGGUUGUACAAGAGCCAAUAUCAGCACUUUCAUCAUCAAGCACCAAAUCAAGGAACCAUAGUGUACAAGGCUGCCACAGCACAAGCCCUAAUGGGAUGGAACAAUAGCAACAAAAUUGUGAAUACAAACACUAAUAACCCAAACAAUAAUUUUAUUGGUAAUGGCAAUUCUGUGGUGGAUUUUUGCACUUAUGGAUAUUCUCCAAAUCACCAUAUUCAUCAAGAUUCUGGAAAACAAAGGGCAGAAAGGGAAAAUGGCACAACUAUAUUCCUUCCUCAGCAGCAUUUGUCUAAUGCUUUCGGCCAACAAUGCAUUCUUGCAGGUCAAUACAAUCCUCUGGAUUCCAAGUCAAUGGAAAGCACCCUUUGGGAGGGCAGUUCGUAGAUACAAUGUUCUCAAAUGUCUACAAUUCACAUGGUUUCUUGGAAAAAAUACUGGAAUUUUAUGUUCAUAAUCCAAAUAAGGUCUGCUUUUGACCACUAUUUACAA
Messenger RNA from Salvia splendens (bonfire salvia), 1702 nucleotides. Its product is annotated as LOB domain-containing protein 2. The record is from RefSeq and is a predicted model, not a curated record. Lineage: Eukaryota; Viridiplantae; Streptophyta; Magnoliopsida; Lamiales; Lamiaceae. The transcript is spliced from 2 exons. The coding region runs from base 908 to 1597 and encodes 229 amino acids.